Molecule: messenger RNA, 327 nt
Organism: Kluyveromyces lactis
Lineage: Eukaryota; Fungi; Ascomycota; Saccharomycetes; Saccharomycetales; Saccharomycetaceae
Gene: RPS25A
Product: 40S ribosomal protein eS25
Exons: 1
Coding region: 1-327 (108 amino acids)
Cellular component (GO): cytosolic small ribosomal subunit
Molecular function (GO): structural constituent of ribosome
Source: RefSeq, a predicted model, not a curated record
AUGCCUCCAAAACAACAAUUGUCCAAAGCCGCUAAGGCCGCCGCUGCCAUGGCUGGUGGUAAGAAGUCCAAGAAGAAGUGGUCUAAGAAGUCCCACAAGGACAAGGCUAAGCACGCUGUUGUCUUGGACCAAGAUAAAUUCGACAGAAUUAUGAAGGAAGCUCCAACCUACAGAUACGUUUCCGUCUCUGUGUUGGUUGACAGAUUCAAGUUGGGUGGUUCCUUGGCCAGAGUUGCUUUGAGACACUUGGAAAACGAAGGCAUCAUCAAGCCAGUUUCCAAGCACUCCAAGCAAGCCAUCUACACCAGAGCUACCGCUUCUGAAUAA